GAGAGAGAGAGAGAGAGAGAGAGAGAGAGAGAGAGAGAAUGCGUGCGCGCGCGUGUGUGUGUGUUGGUGGUGUGUGUAUGAACAGCAUGGCCAACAUCGCGGUCCAGCGGAUCAAACGGGAGUUCAAAGAGGUCCUUAAAAGCGAAGAGACGAGUAAAAACCAGAUAAAGGUGGACUUAGUGGACGAGAACUUCACAGAACUGAAGGGAGAGAUCGCAGGACCGCCGGACACGCCUUACGAAGGUGGCAGAUACCAACUAGAAAUUAAAAUUCCAGAGACAUAUCCGUUUAAUCCGCCAAAGGUCCGUUUUAUAACGAAGAUCUGGCAUCCCAACAUCAGCUCGGUAACGGGCGCCAUAUGUCUGGACAUCCUGAAGGACCAGUGGGCGGCGGCGAUGACCCUCAGAACGGUCUUACUGUCACUACAGGCUCUUCUGGCCGCCGCCGAGCCGGACGACCCACAGGACGCGGUGGUCGCCAAUCAGUAUAAACAGAACCCAGAGAUGUUCAAACAGACGGCUCGGCUCUGGUCACAUGUUUACGCAGGAGCUCCCGUCUCCAGCCCGGACUACACACGAAAAAUAGACAAGCUCUGUGCCAUGGGCUUCGAUAAAAACGCGGUAAUAGUGGCGUUAUCAUCGAAGUCCUGGGACGUGGAGACGGCGACAGAACUGCUGCUCAGUAACUGAGUCCAAGCCGAGGGGCCAAAGCACCUUAACCCCCCCCCAGACGUCCUCCUCCAUCUUUCUCAAGCUUUUCUUUAUCCGUCUUCUACCAUUCCUCAGUUCGGAGCAGUUCGUCUCAAACCCGUCGUCUUUGUGUUCUUCCAAACGAUCCGCGGCCGCAGACGUCUCCGUGCAGAGAGCGGCGUGACGCAAAAAAAUAAUAAUUCAGACUUUUUCGAGGUUCUGUGAGCCGAUUCUAGAACUGAGAGGUAAACUCGGGAAGUGUUUUCCCGUGCGAUUAUGAGAUUUUUUUCCCCCCUCAAAAUUGAUUUCGUAUCUCAUAUUCGUGAUAUUUGAUUCGACUGACUCGAGUUUUUCUCAAAAGUUGUGAUGGAAAACGUGAACGUUGUGCGAUAAACACUCAAAACUGUGAGGGGGAACAGUGAGGACUGUGAGACGUAAACGUUUUUUUGCGGCAGAAAAUUCCGUCGGUUUGGAAUAAAAUAAAAGACAGACAAAUUUGUAUUUCCAUUCAUUUUAAGCCAUUUUUUCCCCUCUAUUUCUUUCUCUAUCCUGUCUUCUUUACUUAUUUUGGUUUGUAUGUGCCUUUUUUUUUUUCUUUAUCAUCAUCAUCAUCAUCAUCAUCUUCGUCAUCGUCUCCCUCAGACUGGUUCUGCAAUCUGACGCUAGCCCCGCCCCCUCGCUCACGCGCCCAAUCAGCACUAGGGUUGCCCCGCCCUCCUGCACAAUCAUUGGCCCUUUUAUCUGGAAAACCUUCGAGUCACGUUUUUAGACGUCCAGAGUGUCAAACAGAAGAGAAGCGGAAGAAACGCACACACGCAAAUAAACGAAAGACCAGAGUUCAUCUGUAAAUAAAGCUAUUAAAGUCUGUAUAAAUUAAAGCAACGUGGCAAUGCCUUUAUUUAUUAUUGCUUUGUGGAAUAGUGAAAUAAACUCCAGUUUCAUGGCUGA
Molecule: messenger RNA, 1637 nt
Organism: Puntigrus tetrazona (Sumatra barb)
Lineage: Eukaryota; Metazoa; Chordata; Actinopteri; Cypriniformes; Cyprinidae
Gene: ube2ka
Product: ubiquitin-conjugating enzyme E2Ka (UBC1 homolog, yeast)
Exons: 7
Coding region: 39-689 (216 amino acids)
Biological process (GO): protein polyubiquitination; proteasome-mediated ubiquitin-dependent protein catabolic process
Cellular component (GO): nucleus
Molecular function (GO): ubiquitin conjugating enzyme activity; protein binding
Source: RefSeq, a predicted model, not a curated record